Molecule: messenger RNA, 3902 nt
Organism: Anolis carolinensis (green anole)
Lineage: Eukaryota; Metazoa; Chordata; Lepidosauria; Squamata; Anolidae
Gene: acad10
Product: acyl-CoA dehydrogenase family member 10
Exons: 21
Coding region: 16-3282 (1088 amino acids)
Biological process (GO): fatty acid beta-oxidation using acyl-CoA dehydrogenase
Cellular component (GO): mitochondrion; cytoplasm
Molecular function (GO): flavin adenine dinucleotide binding; acyl-CoA dehydrogenase activity
Source: RefSeq, a predicted model, not a curated record
GGAGUGUUUGGCCGCAUGCGCCGAGGGGGCGGGGCUACUCCCAACUGGGGGCGGGGCUCUCCACUAGCCCCGCCCCUCGACUGGUGGGAAGGGAAGUCCUGGGGGAUCUCUCAGCACCAGACACAGCCCAGGAGCAUGGCAGGCGGAAGUCUUUUCCAAGCCCUUUGCAGCCCCCACCUCAGGAGAUGGCGACUCCUCCGGCGGCCAUGGCACACAUCUCCCUACCCGGUUUCCCGGCGGGCUUUGGCCUCCUGUCCGUAUAGAGCCGUGAUCUUCGACAUGGGGGGCGUGCUGCUUCCUUCGCCGCUGAGGGUGGCCGCAGAAUGGGAGCUCCGGCUUGGUGUCCCCCCUGGCACCAUCAGGCAGGCUUUCAUAUCGGGAGGGGGCGACAGGCCCUGGAUGAGGUACAUGCGAGGGGAGCUGAGACCGGCCGAGUUUCUGCAGGAGUUCGGACAGCAGUGCUCCGGGAUUGCCAAUUCUUCUGUUCCUGUCGAAUCCUUCUUUUCCGAAUAUACCAGUAGCCAGAAUGCAGUACCCCUCCCGGUUAUGAUGGAAGCGAUAAAGUGUAUCCGAGCUGAAGGUCUCAAAACGGCUGUCCUGAGUAACAAUUUCUAUUUGCCGAGCGGAGAAAGUUUCCUCCCUCUGGACAAAAAGCAGUUUGAUGUGAUAAUCGAGUCUUGCCGGGAAGGGGUGUGUAAGCCAGACCCCCGUAUCUACAAAGUGUGCUUGGAGCGACUAGGGGUCCAAGCCAGGGAGUCCAUUUUCUUGGAUGACCUUGGGCAGAACUUGAAAGCUGCGGCUCAGCUUGGUAUGAAAACAGUGAAGGUUGAAGACACAAACACAGCAAUAGAAGAAUUAGAAACACAUUUGGGUUUCCCCCUGCGGUCCUCGGUACCUUAUACAUCUUCUGUGAGGCCAGCCAUGGAGAUCCCUAAGGAGCCUCUCCAAGACUACCUUGAAAGCAUCUUGGGGACUCAUGCAAAAGGCUCUCUGGUGCUUCGACAGUUCAGCCAUGGGCAGUCCAAUCCAACAUACUACGUAAAGUUUGGAGAUCAUCACUUCGUCUUAAGGAAAAAGCCCCCAGGCAAGCUGCUACCUUCUGCUCAUGCUGUUGAGAGAGAGUUCAGGGUUUUGAAGGCCUUGGCUCAGGCCGGCGUUCCGGUUCCCAAAGUCCUAGCCUUAUGUGAAGAUCCAAGCAUCAUUGGAACCCCAUUCUACCUAAUGGAGCACUGCGCCGGGCGGAUCUUCAAGGAUCCUUCUCUUCCAGGACUGGAAGCCAGGCAGCGGAUGGAGAUUUAUACCGCCAUGAACAGGGUCCUCUGUAAAAUCCACAGCGUAGACAUCCAAGUGGCCGGCCUUGAGGAUUAUGGGAAACAUGGUAACUACAUCCAACGGCAAGUCCAGACGUGGAGCAAGCAAUACCGUGCUACGGAGACGCACUCGAUCCCAGCCAUGGAGAGGCUCAUUGAAUGGCUCCCGUCCCACAUGCCGGCUAGCGAGCGUCUCUCUGUUGUGCAUGGAGACUUCAGGCUGGAUAACCUGAUCUUCCAUCCAGAGAAGCCUGAGGUUGCGGCCGUGCUUGACUGGGAGCUGUCCACCUUGGGCAACCCUCUUUCGGACCUGGCCUAUAACUGCGUGGCUUAUUAUUUGCCAUCUCACUUUAGCAUCUUAAAAGGUUUGAGAGACCAUGAUGUGCACCAAUUGGGCAUUCCCUCAGCAGAGGCUUACGUCCAGCUGUAUUGCGACCAGAUGGACAUCCCUCCCAUUGAGAACUGGAACUUCUACGUGGCCUUUUCCUUUUUUAGAAUUGCCGCCAUCCUUCAAGGGGUGUACAAACGCUCCCUUACAGGCCAGGCCAGCUCGGCCACUGCCGAAAGCACUGGCAAGCAAGUGGAACUCAUAGCAGACCUUGCCUGGGACUUCGCUACCAAAGAGGGAUUCCGGGUCUUCAAGGAGCUCCCAACCUCCACGCCUCCUGCCAGACCAUUCAGUACCUGGGCUGAUCCAAGGCAGCUCCCAAAGAGACACUAUUCCGGGGUGGCUUCCACUCCCAGCUCCCAGUUGAUUGUCUCUCUGGAUGGCCUCCCCAGCCGGGUCCAGCAGCUGCACCACAAGCUGAAGCGGUUCUUGGAUGCGCACAUCUACCCAGCUGAGCAGCUGCUGCGCAACUACCAGGUUUCCCCAGAGAGGUGGACACCCCACCCACUCCUAGAAGAGCUCAAGGAGAAAGCAAAGGCUGAGGGCCUCUGGAACCUUUUUCUGCCACUGGAGAGUGACCCUGAGAUGAGAUACGGAGCUGGCCUAAGCAACAUGGAGUAUGCCCACCUGUGUGCGCUAAUGGGGACUUCGCUUUAUGCUCCUGAGGUAUUCAAUUGUUCUGCCCCAGACACUGGCAAUAUGGAAGUCCUCAUCCGCUAUGGAACAGAAGCCCAGAAGGCACAUUGGCUGAAGCCUCUGCUCGAUGGCAAGAUCCGUUCCUGUUUUGCCAUGACAGAACCACAGGUUGCUUCUUCUGAUGCCACCAACAUUGAGGCUUCCAUCGUUGAGGAGCAAGAUGCCUAUGUCCUGAAUGGGCGGAAGUGGUGGAUUUCAGGUGCCCUGGAUCCUCGUUGCAAGCUGUGUGUCUUUAUGGGCAAGACUGACCCCACAGCCCCAAGGCACAAGCAACAGUCGAUGCUGCUGGUCCCCAUGGACACACCUGGCAUCACCGUCAUCAGGCCACUCACCGUCUUUGGUGUGGAUGAUGCUCCAGCUGGCCAUGGGGAGAUCACCUUUGAGAACGUCCGCAUCCCCAAAGAGAACCUCCUGCUGGGACCGGGCCGGGGUUUUGAAAUCGCCCAAGGGAGGCUGGGCCCAGGAAGGAUACACCACUGCAUGAGGCUAGUUGGCUUUGCGGAAAGAGCGCUGGCUCUCAUGAAGGAGCGGGUUUCCUCCCGAGUAGCCUUCGGAAAGCCACUGGCAGAACAGGGCACCAUCCGGGCAGGUGUUGCUGAGUCACGCAUUGAGAUUGAACAAGCCCGUCUCCUGGUCCUCAAAGCAGCCCACCUCAUGGAUACAGUUGGGAAUAAGGGAGCAGCUCUUGAGAUUGCCAUGAUCAAAGUGGUGGCUCCAAACAUGGCUCUGCGAGUCAUCGACCGAGCAAUCCAGGCCUUUGGGGCAGCGGGACUCAGCAACGACCAGCCCCUGGCACUCUUCUUUGCCUGGGCAAGGGCCCUGCGCCUGGCCGACGGCCCCGACGAAGUCCACAGGGAAGCCAUCACUAAAAUGGAACUGAAGCGUUAGAUGGGGUGUGAUAUGUUCCCAGCAGCUGCAGUUGAGAAAUGCACAGAAAUGAUGUCUAGGAGCUAAAUGAACCAAGAUUAGCGUGUCUGUGUAUAGGUGUGUGUGUCAAAUGUUCCUCAUUGCUGAUGAUUCCUCUGAUUGUGGGGGAAGGAGAGUCACACCAUUUGAGGCCUCAUGCUGGGCAAGAGGCCUUGUACAUUCCCAGGUUCAUCCACUAUAAUAAAACUACCAGACUCACUGCGUAUCAAUCAAUACACCAGGGACGUGCCUUAAUUUUUCUUGGACAUUAAGCCAAACUUUAGGUAUCAGAAAACCCUCCAUUACCUUUGCGGUGUCUCGACUCCUGCAUGGGAAGAAGACCCUUGCGUUGGCUCUGCUUUGGGCAUCUGGAUGGCGGGUAAGGAAAGAAGGCGGCUGUGGGGGUUCUCUCUGCUUUGUCAAGGUUAAAGGCCCGCUCGCCCUGACCGGCAGCACCGGCGGGUUUGCUGUUGCUGCUGUUGGGGCGGCAGCACUUCAUUCUCUUACUGUAAAAAAGAAUGGGAUUUAUGGCUAAGAGACUGCUUUUGAACUGUUGUAUGACACUGUUACAUAAACAAUGCAAUAAACAUUCAGUGACCCUU